AUGUCUCAACUUCGUUUCGAUAACCAGGUCGUCGUCGUCACUGGCGCUGGGGGCGGUCUAGGAAAGGCAUAUGCCCUGUACUUUGCUUCCAAGGGUGCCGGUGUAGUUGUCAAUGAUCUUGGUGUAUCACAUUCUGGAGAGGGCCAGUCGUCAAAGGCUGCCGAUGUUGUUGUCGAAGAAAUCAAAGCCGCUGGCGGAAAGGCCGUUGCCAACUAUGACAGCGUCGAGUUCGGUGAGAAGAUCAUAGACACCGCCAUCAAGACGUUUGGCCGCAUCGACAUCUUAAUCAACAACGCUGGGAUUCUCCGAGAUGUCAGCUUUAAGAAUAUGAAAGACCAAGACUGGGAUAUAAUCGACAAGGUCCACCUUUUCGGAGCAUAUAAGUGUACCAAAGCUGCUUGGGCUCACUUCAGAAAACAAAAGUUUGGCCGAGUUAUUAACACUACCUCUGCUGCCGGUCUGUUUGGCAGUUUUGGCCAAACCAAUUAUUCUGCUGCCAAACUUGCGCUGGUCGGCUUUACCGAGACCCUCGCAAAGGAGGGCCUCAAGUAUAACAUCCACUCCAAUGCCAUUGCACCAAUUGAGCUUUUGGCCAACCUAAAGCCUGAAUUCGUCGUUCCUAUUGUUGCAUAUCUUGUCCAUUCCUCCACUACUGAGACUGGUAGUAUAUUCGAGGCUGGAGCUGGCCAUGUUGCCAAGAUCCGAUGGGAACGUUCCAAGGGUGCUUUGAUGAAAGCUGAUGACAGCUUUACACCUGGUGCUCUCUUGAAGAGAUGGGAUGAUGUCAAUGACUUCUCCAAGCCUACUUACCCUACUGGGCCUGCUGAUUAUGUUGAAUUGAUCCAAGAGUCAAUGACGUUACCGGCAAACCCCCCGGCCGAGCAACCGGACUUUACUGGAAAGGUUGCUUUGAUCACUGGAGCUGGAGCUGGACUUGGUCGAUCCUAUGCACUCAUGUUUGCUAAGUAUGGUGCAUCCGUCGUUGUCAACGAUCUUAUGGAUCCAGAGCCAGUUGUCCAAGAGAUCCGAAAGGCUGGAGGAAAGGCUGUUGGAUCCAAGGCCUCUUGCGAAGACGGUCCAACUAUUGUAAAGACUGCUAUUGACAACUUUGGCCGCAUUGAUAUCGUUAUCAACAACGCAGGUAACCUUCGUGACAAGGCUUUCACUAACAUGGAUGAAAAGCUCUGGACUUCGGUCGUGAACGUUCACCUUAGAGGUACCUACAGCGUCACCAAGGCUGCAUGGCCCUAUUUCUUGAAGCAGAAGUUUGGCCGUGUUGUCAACACUACCUCUACUAGCGGUAUAUAUGGAAACUUUGGCCAAGCCAACUAUGCAUCUGCUAAACUUGGUAUCCUUGGUCUUUCCCGUACGCUUGCCCUCGAAGGCGCCAAGUACAACAUCCGCGUCAACACUAUUGCUCCUAAUGCCGGUACGGACAUGACCAGAACCAUUAUGCCAGAAGAACUCGUCCAGGCCUUGAACCCCAACCAAGUUGCACCACUCGUCAUCCUUCUCUGCUCUGAACUCCUCCCUGAGCCUGCUACCAAGGGCCUCUAUGAGUGUGGCAGUGGAUGGACCGGCAAGACCAGGUGGCAACGUUCUGGAGGCCAUGGCUUCCCCGUUGACAUCGAACUCACUGUCGAGGAUGUUGCCAAGGCCUGGCCUAAGAUCGUUGAUUUCGAUGACGGCCGCGCUGACCACCCUGAUGAUACCCUUGCUGGUACUGAGAGCAUCAUGGCCAACAUCAACAACAAGGUCGGAGAGACCAAGAAGGACGAGGCGCCAAAGGGUGGCGACCAGGGCAUCUUGAGCAACAUCUCCAAGGCCAAGGAGAUGAAGGCUGAAGGUACCCCCUUUGACUACGCUGAUAAGGAUAUCAUCCUUUACAGUCUCAGUCUCGGAGCUAAGAGGACCCAGUUACCACUCGUGUAUGAGAAUCACGACGAGUUCCAGGCUCUGCCUACCUACGGUGUUAUCCCUUGGUUCAACACUGCCGUCCCAUGGAGCAUGAACGACAUUGUUGCAAACUUCUCGCCUAUGAUGCUUCUUCACGGCGAACAAUACCUCGAAAUCAGGAAAUACCCAAUUCCUACCGAGGCGAAGACCCUCACCUACCCAAAGCUGAUCGAUGUUAUCGACAAGGGUAACGCCGCUAUCGUCGUUAUGGGAUACACAACCAAGAACGCGAAGACCGGUGAAGACCUCUUCUACAACGAGUCUACCAUGUUCAUCCGUGGAAGCGGUGGAUUCGGCGGCUCAAGCAAAUCCACGGCCUCCCGCCCAGCUGCCGCAACAGCCGCCUACAAACCCCCACAACGCAAGGCCGACGCUGUGGUCGAAGAGAAGACGGGCGAAGACCAAGCUGCUCUUUACCGUCUCAACGGCGACCGCAACCCUCUCCACCUUGAUCCUGAGUUCAGCAAGAUGGGUGGCUUCAAGACUCCUAUCCUCCAUGGCCUCUGCUCCUUGGGUAUCUCCGGUAAACACAUCUAUGAGAAGUUCGGUGCCUUCAAGAACAUCAAGGUCCGCUUUGCCGGUGUCGUCUUGCCUGGCCAGACCCUCAGGACGGAGAUGUGGAAGGAAGGCAAUGUCGUCGUCUUCCAGACCACCGUCGUCGAGACUGGCAAGCCAGCUAUUGCUGGAGCUGGCGUCGAGCUGGUCUCUAACGGAAAAGGCAAAUUGUAA
Messenger RNA from Microsporum canis CBS 113480, 2685 nucleotides. RefSeq names its product peroxisomal hydratase-dehydrogenase-epimerase. The record is from RefSeq and is a predicted model, not a curated record. Lineage: Eukaryota; Fungi; Ascomycota; Eurotiomycetes; Onygenales; Arthrodermataceae. Bases 1 to 2685 code for a protein of 894 amino acids. Gene Ontology annotation, molecular function: oxidoreductase activity. The transcript is spliced from 7 exons.